AUGUUAAAAUUUUCUUCCAAAAUAUUUUUUCUCCUCUAUGUUGUGGAUAUCACAUCGAGUUUCAACAUAAAUUUAGAAAUAAAACGAGAACUGCCAUCAUCUGUUGCAUUAUCAGAAAUUAUUGAAGAAUUCUAUAUAAGAAACGCUUUAGAUUUAGACAUAAUAACGUGUUCAAAUGACGUUGAAGGUACAAACUUGAUUGUUGAAUUCAUAUUGAGAAAUAUUCAAGAAUCAAUCAGUUAUCGAAUUGAAGAUUGCAAGAAUCUCAAAGAUUUGACUAAAAGAAGAUUUGUGUUGAUUAUCAUGGACCAUCUUAACACCGACCUUAUGAUCGAAGAAUUGACACCGGAUCGGUUUGAUUACAGUGGAUUUUAUUUGAUUUAUUACAUCGAUAACCAAAGUGACAUUGACAUUCUACAUUAUUUGUUCAAAAAGUUGUCUGAUUUAUUCAUUUACAAUGUGAACGUCAUUUGUAACGAUUCAAGCGGCAUUCAACUCAGAACAUUUUUCUUCUUCAACGAGAGAAGUUGCAACUCAACUUAUCCACUUGUCAUUAACAAAUUCGAGAAAAAUCGAUGGACAUCGAAAGAUUUCUUUCCACGGAAAAUGAGAAAUCUAUUUGGAUGUCCAUUGAAAGUCGCUACGUUCAUUUAUGAACCUGCAGUGAUCAUGCAAGGAUCUUACGAUGACAGCAAUUACACUCUUGUGGGAAGUGAAGUGGAAAUUCUAAAAGAAAUUGCAAACGUUUUGAAUUUUUCAAUUCAAUAUAGUUUUGAUCCAUCGCCAGGUGCAUGGGGAAGUUUAAAACCAAAUGGUACAGCUGCUGGUGCAUAUUUGAAAAUCAUAAAUAAGGAAGUUGACUUAAUGAUUGGAACUCUUUCAAAAACGGAAACGAAAAGUUAUUUCAUCUCGUUUUCAUCUAUAAUAACAUUUGAUUCUGUACUUGUGGUCAUUCCUCCUGGUGCACCGUUCAGUGCAUUUGAGAAUUUUGAUCCAUCGCCAGGUGCAUGGGGGAGAUUAAAACCAAAUGGUGAAGCUGCUGGUGCAUAUUUGAAAAUCAUAAAUAAGGAAGUUGAUUUAAUGAUUGGAGGUCUUACGAGAACUGUAGCGAAAAGUUAUUUCAUUUCGUUUUCAUCUACAAUAACAUUUGAUUCUGUACUUGUGGUCAUUCCUCCUGGUGCACCAUUCAGUGCAUUUGAGAAGUUGAUUCGACCUUUUGAUAAAUCAGUUUGGAUAUGUUUGAUGAUAAUUCUCUCACUUGGGUUCUUCAUUGUCAUUGCUGUGGCGUCGAAACCUCGAUCCUUGAUGAAAAGAAUUAUCAUAGGAAAGGAAGUGAAGAUGCCGGGAAUGAACAUAAUUGUGGCACUUGUUGGAGGAUCACAACAUAUUUUACCGAAAAGAUCAACACCGAGAAUGCUUUUGAUGUCAUUUUUGCUUUUCUGUCUGGUCAUUCGAACUCUUUACACAGCUGCACUUUUUAAAUUUCUUCAAUCAGAUAACAGCAAACCAACUCUUUCAUCCAUAAAAGAAGUCAUUGAUAAAGAAUUUAUGGUUUACAGUUAUGAUACGUUCUUUGAAAAUUACAACGAAAUGAAAAUUUUGAAAAGAAGUAAAGCCAUCAAUGCCAGUAUUUUCUAUGAAUAUUUGAUGAAAACACUUGAUCCCAAUUUCAAAGGCGUUACGCUCGGCAUGAUGUACAACACAAUUUACAUUAAUAUGAGAAGCAACAACACAUCGUUCCUGAAAGUUUUAAAUGAAAAGCUUUUAACUGUUUAUGCUUCGUGGGUUUAUCCGAAAAAUUCUUUUCUUGUUGAGUCCUUUAAUGAAAAGUUAGAAGCAUUUAGAGGAAAUGGAUUGAUAGAGUUCUUGAAACUUGAAUAUGUGGAUCCAAAAUAUCUUGUCGUAAAAGAACCGAAAAAUGGACCAAAGAAAUUAAAUCUGGAACAGCUUUGGGGUGGAUUUGGAUUAUGGAUAAUUGGAAAUAUUAUUGCGGUUCUUUUGUUUAUUCUUGAAGUUUCAUAUUUUGCUUUUAUGCGUAUUUAUCUCAAAUAUAGUUCAAAGCUGUAA
Molecule: messenger RNA, 2067 nt
Organism: Clunio marinus
Lineage: Eukaryota; Metazoa; Arthropoda; Insecta; Diptera; Chironomidae
Source: the annotation of a GenBank genome assembly